Molecule: messenger RNA, 819 nt
Organism: Brienomyrus brachyistius
Lineage: Eukaryota; Metazoa; Chordata; Actinopteri; Osteoglossiformes; Mormyridae
Product: cytochrome c oxidase subunit 4 isoform 1, mitochondrial
Exons: 5
Coding region: 144-704 (186 amino acids)
Biological process (GO): mitochondrial electron transport, cytochrome c to oxygen
Source: RefSeq, a predicted model, not a curated record
AGCUUCCGAUUGGCUGCUUCACUUGAUGGCGAAAGACACCUGACUUCAGUGUUAAACCGGCACGGUAAAUAAACACGGACCAUAGUGCACGAAGGCAAGUGCACGUAGACACUCGCUGAGAGCAAGGACGAAAAGAACUAGAGAUGCUGGCGUCUAGAGCAGCUGCAUACGGUCUGCAGUGCGCGCUCUGGAGAGGACCGUCCACCUGGGGGUGCGCGCUCGGGAGAGGACUGUCCACCGGCCAGCGCACGCUGGCCGCCCACGGCAAAGAUGUGACUGUGGAUGUGACUGACUGCUCCCAGCCGCAGUAUAACAAUCGCCCGGACACCCCACUGCCGGACGUGCCCUUUGUGCGGAGCCUGAGCCCCGAACAGAGGAAGCUGAAGGAGAAGGAGAAGGGCCCCUGGACCAGCCUUAGCAUGGAGGAGAAGCUGGCGUUGUACCGGAUGACCCACGAGCUCACCUAUGCCGAGAUGAGGAAGGGCUCCGACGAGUGGAAAACCGUACUGGGUGGACUCUUCUUCUUCCUGGGCUUCACCGGGCUGCUGGUGUGGUGGCAGCGUGUCUACGUCAUGGGAGAGGUGCCGCACACUCUGUCGGGCGAGUGGGUGGAGAAGCAGACCAAACGGAUGCUGGACAUGAGAAUCAACCCGGUGCAGGGUUUCGCCACCAAUUGGGACUACGAGAGGAAUCGGUGGAAGUAGAGACCCAGAAGAUGAGAGGCGCAACCUUAAUCGAUUACUGUGGCCCAUCAGUCAGCAAGAUGCUGCAGCUUUACAUGUGUCUCCUGUUAUAAAAAUAAAGGACUUAAAAUGGGAA